Messenger RNA from Diabrotica virgifera virgifera (western corn rootworm), 7695 nucleotides. Its product is annotated as zinc finger protein 664-like. The transcript has 4 exons. Lineage: Eukaryota; Metazoa; Arthropoda; Insecta; Coleoptera; Chrysomelidae. Gene Ontology annotation, biological process: regulation of transcription by RNA polymerase II. Bases 375 to 1865 code for a protein of 496 amino acids. Gene Ontology annotation, cellular component: nucleus. Gene Ontology annotation, molecular function: DNA-binding transcription activator activity, RNA polymerase II-specific; RNA polymerase II cis-regulatory region sequence-specific DNA binding. The record is from RefSeq and is a predicted model, not a curated record.
CCUCAAACAACAAGGGAAAUCUUUUAUGACGAAUUACAACAAGUAGUAGAUCAAGUUAGAGGGAAGAUGAUAAUUACUGGGGGAUUUUAACGUUCGUAUAGGUAACCAAGUAAUACCCGGAAUUAAGCAAACAAUGAAAAUGUUAAAAACGAAAAUGGAGAACUGAUGAUAAACUUCUGCACGAAUGACGAACUUCAGUGAAUCCAACUUUUAUCAUUGCCUCCCGGCUGCCAUAUUGAUUUGAUUAUGACAGCCAAUCGAAAUGCCUAUUGAUUUUGCCUGUCAGUCAUCUGUCAUCUGUCUAAUGUAAAAUAUUUAAACUGUAGUUUUUCGUUUCAGAGAAUUUCUUUUUCUUUUUAAAAAUUAUUAUUAUAAUGGAAGUAAAACAAGAAAUUAGCGAGGAAACGUGUAAAAUAGAAAUAGAGCAUAACGACCUGGAUGAGGCUCUUCUGGAUGGCGUUAAACGUGAAAUUAAGGAAGAAUCCAUUGGACAAAGUGCACAUAGCACAACGUUAGACUUGCCCAUAAAGACUGAAAUAGAACAACAUGGAAAUAAACUUAACCCAUUUGAAGAAAACCAAAAAACUGAACAAGAUUAUCUCCAAGAGAACAAGAUAGAAAUUAGGGGGAUACUAACGGAGCAUUCAUCUCACGAAGCAAGUGAUAUUAAUCCACAUGCUGAAGGACGCACAUUAGACAAAAAUGUGAAAGUUGUGACUGGAAAAAGACUUCACAAGUGUGAAAUUUGUUUUAAGCAGUUUAUUAAAGCAAGUAAUUUGAAACUACAUUUGAGAGUGCACACUGGAGAAAAACCUUAUCAGUGUGAAAUUUGUUUUAAGCAAUUUAAUCAAGCAAAUAAUUUGAAAAUACAUUUGAGAGUACACACUGGAGAAAAACCUUAUCAGUGUGAAAUUUGUUUAAAACAGUUUGCUACAAAAGUUCCAUUGACUGGUCAUAUUAAACUUCACACCGGAGAAACACCUCACAAGUGUGCCAUUUGUUUUAAGCAGUUUAUUACAGCAAGUAAUUUGAAAGUCCAUUUGAGAGUGCAUACUGGAGAAACACCUCACAAGUGUGCCAUUUGUUUUAAGCAGUUUUUUACAGCAAGUAAUUUGAAAGUACAUUUUAGAGUGCACACUGGAGAAAAACCUUAUCAGUGUGAAAUUUGUUUAAAACAGUUUACAACAAAAGUUCAGUUGACUAGUCAUAUGAAAGUUCACACCGGAGAAACACCUCACAAGUGUGAAAUUUGUUUUGCGCAAUUUAGUCAAUCACGUCAUUUAAAAAGACAUUUGACAGUGCAUACUGAAGAAACACCUUAUCAAUGUGAAAUUUGUUUUAAGCAAUUUCGUGAAUUAGGUACUUUAAAAACACAUCUGAGAGUCCACACUGGAGAAACAUUUCACAAGUGUGAAAUUUGUUUUAAGCAGUUUACUACAGCAGGUAGUUUAAAGAGACAUUUGAGCGUGCAUACUGGAGAAACACCUUACAAGUGUGAAAUUUGUUUUACGCAAUUUAGUCAAGCACGUCAUUUAAAAGUACAUUUGAGAGUGCAUACUAGUGAAAAACCUAACAAGUGUGAAAUUUGUUUUAAGCGAUUUCGUGAAUUAGGUACUUUAAAAAUACAUUUGAGAGUACACACUGGAGAAACACCUUAUCAAUGUGAAAUUUGUUUUAAGCGAUUUAAUCAAACAGGUAGUUUAAAGAGACAUUUGAGAGUGCAUACUGGAGAAAAACCUCACAAGUGUAAAAUUUGUUUUAAACAAUUUAAUCAAGAAGAUACUUUUAAAAGGCAUUUGAGAGUCCACGCUGGAGAAACACCUUACCAGUGUGAAAUUUGUUUAAAAUACUUUGCUCAAAAAUGACAUUUAACUGAACACAUAAAAGUUCACACUAGAAAAAAACCUCACAAGUGUGGAAUUUGUUUUAAGAAGUUUAUUACAGCAAGUAAAUUGAAAAUACAUUUGAGAGUGCACACUGGAGAAAAACCUUAUCAGUGUGAAAUUUGUUUAAAACACUUUUCGCAAGCAAGUCAUUUAAAAAGACAUUUGCGAAUACACGCUUGAUAGUGCAGUCACUGAAGGUUUUCACCUCCGAUUACGUUGAACCUCCAGCGAUUUUCAUGAAAAUUGGUGAGUAGUUAGAGGAUACCUCAAGGAAUAAAGGUGACCAGGAUACCAGUUAACCAAUAAUAUAGAUGAAAAAUCAGCAGUUAGAAAUGAAGCCAAGGUAUUGCAUAAUAAAUUGGAUACCCUUGAAACAGCUCUAUUGACACUGAUUUGGGCACAAAUUUUGGAACGAGUGAAUGCAACAAGCAAAACGUUAGAAACUGUGGACUUAAACGUGUCAAUUGGAGUAGAAUUAUUGGCAUCUCUUUUGAGCUUUGUUGGAGACGUAAGAAAUGAGUUUAGCGAAAUUGAACAAGAAGCGAAAACUUUCUUUUGCGAAGGCGAGGAUAUCUCAAUCUCAUACAUCUACUAUACAGCAGACCUUCAAAGACCAAAGGAAAGAAAAAUAUUUUUCGAUGAAGCAGGUGAAAAUGAAACAAUUAUUUUAAAGGGACAAGAGAGAUUCAGAAUCGAAGUAUUUAAUUUUAUAUGCGACAAUAUUACUCAAGAUCUUUUAAAGAGAAUCGAAUGCUAUAUGUAACAUGAAAUAUAAAAAAGAUGUUGAUGAAACAAAAGAGAACUUGCAUAAUGAAAUUACCCAUUUUGUGACGUUAUGCCAAAAUUUGAAUAAACAUACAAUUUAUGAAAAAUUUGAUGUCAUCCAGGAUGUAAAGGCAACUUUUCCCAAUAUUUUAACUUUACAGCAAAUUUAUUUGACGGCACAAAUUUCUAAGGCAUCAGGCGAGCGGUCUUUUUUGGCGUUAAAAAUAAUAAAAACAUAUAUUUAAAGUCAAAUUUGGGCAAGAAAAGCUAGACACAUUAUCACUAUUGUAUGAAUGAAGAACUGGAGAAAAAAAGUGAUAUAAUUUUUGUCUUUAUGUAUUUUUUAGAAGGUGUUUUUUUGUUUGUCAUGUCAACUUUCUGUUUUCUAUUUGUUUUGAAAUGUAUUCUUUGGAUUAUUUUUUACGUUUCCUAAUCUUCUUCCUUGUUUAAAAAUGCAUGUGUUUUCUUGUUAAAAAACUGACAGUGAAUAGCAAUGAAGGGGGCCCGUAAACCUCCAGCGCUCAGGGCUCGAAGUUAGGUGUUAAACCGGCAAUGAUCAUAAAGUUAAAAUUUGUUUAAAGUUUCUCUUAAAUUGAAUUUAUUUGCACGUAUAUGCAAGUUUAUCGCGAAGUGUUUAUUUUAGAAGAUUUUCCUUGUCAAAGUAACGUUUCUACAACAAAGAGUAGAACAUAAAAGCGAUGUAAUGGGAAUGUAAAAUAGUGCUUUUGAAAAAUAGACACAUGUUUGUUUUUUCAAAUUUGUUUUAUCAAGCAACAAAAUGUUUAUUUUAUAUUUUACAUCUAUUGUAAUAUUUUUUAUCCAAUUUGUAUAUAUAAUAAAAAUUUCAUAAACUAUUCCAUUUCGAAUUGCAUUUUAGAUUUUUAUCUUUAUGCCCUUUUCCCUAUUCUUUUAUUUCUUUCUUGUUCCUAGUUAGUACAAGUUAAAAUAAUGAUCUUGUUAAGAAAAGGAUUGUGGAUCGGAUUAAUCAACGGCUUAUGUUUCAACGUACUUUAUUGCCUACAAACUACAUGCUAACUUCUCUAUAUCUAACUACGCUACAUUACACGACGCUUCUCCAUUGCUUGCGAUGUUCGAUGUGAUCUUCAUAUGUCUCUCAGUCUCUCUACCGACUACCAAAAACGCAUGCGCGACCCUAACACUGCGUGCUACACGUUCACUGUACACACUACCAAAUUCUACACACAAACCUACAAUAUAAGAUGUAAUUCCUAACAGAUCUGAUUAAUUAUGAUAGGCGAGCGAAUGUCGAAAUCUUUUUGCGUUUCAUAUCAAUAGCCAUUAGAUUACCCCCGGUUGGGGUUGAAAGUAAAGACAGCUCACAUGAUCAAGUUAAAAAAUUCUGUAUCUCUUUCCAUUCUAGAGAUAAACGCGGAAGUCAGGUUCAGUUCUGAUUUUGGCGGUGUACAUUAUUAUGCGACCAUUUGGAUCACACCGGAAUGCUUAGCAUUUCUGGACUACUAACGCCUUUUCAUUUCAUAUAUUUUUGUUGUCUCGAUUCCUUGUGCUUAAUGUCCUCCAUACACUAGUUAUCGAAUCAUUCUCUUUUUGUUUUGUUUUUUGUGCAUAUCACCUUUUCUGUUGCGUUAAUUACUUGUGCCUUGAUUUCUUUGCAAUAUAUUCUUCGCUUCGUUAGCCAUUUUUAGUUUUCUGUUCACCGGUCCACGAUUUGAACUCACACGAACUAGAGCAUAUCGAAGCGAAGUGAGGUGGACCAUUUGCCCGCGUGGCUAAAGGCUGUAUGACACUAUACAUUUUCUUGUAUCAUUUCUAAUAUCGUUUCUGAUAUGUCAAAAAAAUGCAUAGUGUCAUACACAGAUACAAGAAACGAUAUCAGAAACGAUACAAGAAUUUGAGUCAGACACAGAUUCUUGUACAAGAACUGCGCCAAUUUCUGCGCAAAGAGCAAAAACGUAAAACCUGCUGGUAAAACAUCUAAAAUGUCAUAAUUACUUACUCAUAAUGGCGGCUGAAAUGAAAAUGGGAUCAUAUAUUGAUGAAUUUAUUUGUGUUUUUGUAGGUAUUAUUUAUAAAUCUUUUAUUGAUACUUAAUAUACCGUUUGAUGGACUACUGUUCUACUAAUAACCAUAUAUUUAGCUCCUAGUAAGGUUCAAACUAUAAAUUUAGGUUUCAUGGUGCAUAAUUUUUUAAUAGACGAAAAUACAAUAGUUCCUAAUUUGGAUCAAACUGAAGAUAAUUCUAAUGAAAAUAUUUUAGCACAAAUAUCAAAACAAAAUAGAAACACAAAUAAUCAACCUCAAACAGUCAACGUAAAAUUCUGGUUAACAUUAAAAUGUUAAUUAAAAGUUUAUAAAUUUUAUAAAAUCCUUAAAAUCAGCUGUAGAUGCAGUACUACCAUAACGUGACACAGGGUGACAAACAAAAUUUCGACCAAUCACGUGCCGAAUUUCAUACAAUUUUCGAUACAAGAACUUGCAUAGUGUCAUACAGGGCACAAAUGUACGUACAAGAAAUGAUACAAGAAACGAUAUCAGAAACGAUAUUAGAAAUGAUACAAGAAAAUGCAUAGUGUCAUACAGCCUUAACUGAUCGACCUGCUUGGUAUAUUUUGACAAUAAUUGUUCUGUUGUUUGUACCUUUUUAUUCUUUCAGUUUCUCUACAUUGUCAUUUACCUUUAAUUUGAAUAUCAUAUUUCUUUAAUUUUUCAUUCAUUUUCCCUUGUACUCAAAUGCGUAUUACAUUCAGUUUAUACGCGUAUAUUCAUACACAAGUGUGAAAUUUGUUUUAAGCAGUUUAGUCAAGCAGGUGCUUUAAAAAAAAUUUAAGAGUACACACUGGAGAAAAUGAGAAAAACCUUAUCAGUGUGAAAUUUGUUUAAAGCACUUUGCUCAAAAACUUCAUUUAACUGAUCACACGAAAGUUCACACCGGAGAAAAAACCGGAUCUACGCAAUUUGAAAUCCCAUUUGACAGUUAUUCCUGCUAGUGAAAUCCCAUACAAGAAAUGAUCAUAAAGUUUCUCUUAAAUUGAAUGUAUCUGCAUAUACAGGGUGAGUGGGGAGGAACGCAUAAGACUGUAUAAUAUACGUAAAAAUAGUUAAAAAUAACUAAUAUGUUGUUAUUCGAUUUGUAUAUUUCAACACAACGAGAAACCGUCCAUGUACCGAUCACCGUCCUGCGCAGUACCAUAUGGAACGUAUUAUUUGUUCCAACACAACGAAGAACCGUCAUGUAACCAUCACGUGCGUUACUAUAUAAUUAACGUUCCAUGGGAACGAAAUAAUACGUUCCAUGGUACUGCGCAGGACGGUGUUGGAACAAACCUUAUAAGGAAUGUUAACAGUUUUUUGGUGCAUUAUUAAAUUAAUAUAGAUUAAUAUUAUACAAUCAGAAUUGCUAGAAUUCUGCUAAUAAUCUCCUAAGUAAUUUUUAGAUAUCAUAAGAAUUAAACCUUUAUUGGUGUUUAUCUUAAUAUGUAUAAAAUGUGUCAUUCCUUGUUUUCCCCCUGUGCUCUUCGUUUGUAUAAAACGUAUUUUUUAAUGUUUAAGUGACUGCAAAAUUAAAUAAAUGAAAUGUGGUAUAUAUCCUGUGCACAGAAUGUAUAUUGUUAUGCAAAAUAUUCCGACCACCUCAUAAUUUUUAAAAGCAAUUAUUAUAAAAUAAAUUCACCUACUUAGUUUAAAGUUUUUAUUUAAUUGUUAAUAUUGUAAUUGGUAAUAUUAGGUUUGUUCCAACACGACCGAGAACCGUCACGAAACGGUAACGCUUCUGCGCAGUAAACAAAAUCCGUUCCAACAAAAAUAUGAUCGUCAUCGGAUCGUCCUUCCCACUGUUCCAACAAGAAUUGUGAUCUUUCGGUGACGGUUUCGUGAUGAUCAUUUCAGUAAUCGGGCAAAUGCAUAAUGUGCUGGUUGGACUGACUUGCGCACUAGGAUUUAAUUAUUUAAAGUUUUUGAGCCUUUAAUCGACUAAAAGCACACAAGCUGUCACCAACAAAAAUGACAAAUAUAUGAUUACCGUCAUGGGACGAUAACUGGGCGAUACAAUUACGAACAUGCGCACAACAAACGGUACAAGUAGUUUCGUGACGGUUUCUGGACCGUCCAAAAGUUCAUGUUGGAACAAAUCUAUUGUUAUCUGUUGAGAAAAUAUAUCGAUAGCUUAAUAUCAAAGCAUUGUAAGAGACAACUGGAGCAGAUUAUUACUAUGAUUAUUUGCAAAGGGAUGGUUUUGUGCUUAGCAACGGAUUCGGUAAAAUUUAUUUAUUAUCACUUUUGUUCAACAUUUGAAUUUAUUAUUAAAAUUCCCAAUUUUAAAAAAUUAUUUUUGCAAAACAAUUAUUGUCACCUGAUGUUAAUAGGUUUGUUCCAACACGACCAAGAAACGUCAGAUUAUCGUGAUCAUUCAUGGACGGUUUCUGGGUCGUGUUGGAACAAACCUUUAUGAUCUUUGGUAAUGAAAAAUUUACAACAGCAUGAAGGAUUUCAUUUAAAUUUUGAAUUUUAGUGUGAAUGUGGAGAAAAUGCCUUCAAAGUUUAUUCUGCUGCUAUAAAAAUUAUGUGUAAUAUUGUUUUAAAUAAUUAUACAAAAAUAACAGCCAUCAAAAUAAUGAAUCUUCAGAAAAGUAUAAAAGAAAAAUAACGAUAAGGGCGAUAACAAAAAAGAAAGUUAUCUACUCUUAAACCCCAACAAUGCACAUCAAACAUUGUGAGCAAUUGUUUUUAUACCUAGUUAUUUUUAGUGAUAUUUUGUAUAUAAUUUAAAAUAAGAUAUUAUUUAUUUAAAAUAAAGUAUUUUACACAUAUUCUUGUCAUUGUUUGUUUUUUUGAUAACGAUACUUGCAAGGAAUUACUUUUAAUUUGAUUUUGUAAAAGCUUCUAAUUAAUAUAUUUUCCUGUUCGACUCAAAAAAUACUAUAAAUUUUAGUUGAAUUUGUACUUUAAAAUUGUGGUUUUGAAAGCGGUAGCCCGAAAGUCAGACUACCGACGUCAUCAAUUGCGACGCUGCAUUUUUCUCUUCAUGGCUUGUAAAGUAAAGGUGGCUGUGACACUGCCUUAAGUUUGA